AUGGUUGUGCCCGUCAAGGCGCCCGACGGCGCUGCCCCGCCUCCCACCCAGGCCGAGGUCGCCUCGUUGCUCAACACCGUCUUCACCGCCAACACUUCGGCCGCUUCCAUCGACGCCUGCUACGGUCUCUGCGAGGUCCUCCUCAACUCCGUUGGCUUCCGCGGCCUGCACCAGUACGGCAUCCUCGCCGAGGUCAAGAAGGCCGCUUCCGACAAGAAGAGCGGCCUUCGUCGCGAGAGCGCUCAGAACCUGCUCGGUGCGCUGUUCGAGCGCUUCCCCCCGCGCCAGCCCGUCAGCGAAGUUGUCUUCCUCCUCCAAGAUGGAGGCAUGCUCGGCUGCGCUCUGGAUGCCCUCGCCGACAAGGGCUCCGUAGUCCGCGAAGCCGCCCAAUACGGCAUCGAUGCGCUCUUCGCCAACCUGAGCCCAGAGGCCCUUGUUGUUGGCCUGCUGCCCGCUCUUACCGGAUACAUCAAAAACGCAGGCGGCAAGUGGCAGGGUGUCGUCGGCGCAUACAAGCUGAUGCAAAAGAUGGCCGACAAGGCGAAGCCGACGGUUGGGAGCACCAAAGAAGAAGCCGAAGAACAAGACAUUCUGCGUGACGCAAUGGGCGCCAAGCUCGCCGCCCUUAUUCCCAUCGUUGAGGGCGGCAUGCUUGAUAUGAAGACCGAAGUGGAGAAACAGGCGGUCAAGACCAUGACUUCGCUCACCUCGCUGCUCUCCAACGACGAUGUCGCCCCUCGGAUCCCGCUCCUGGUUGAGACCAUGCACCACCCUUCGGCCGAGGCGCUGCAGAAAGCGAUCCAUGCCCUGUCGCAAACUACGUUCGUCGCUAUUGUGACAUCACCCGUCCUGGCCCUCCUUACACCCUUCCUCGAGCGCUCCCUGAACAACCCGACAACCCCGCAAGAGGUUCUCCGGCAAACCGUGGUCAUCACUGAGAAUCUCACCAAGCUCGUUCACGAUCCGAUCGAGGCUCGCACGUUCUUACCAAAGCUCCAGCCCGGCAUCAAGAGUGUUGUGGGCAGAGCCUCGCUUCCCGAGGUGCGCGAGCUAGCAAAACGGGCGCUGGCCGUCAUGGACAAAGCCAUGGGUGAUGACAAGACCACGGUGGUCGAGCGGACCACAGCCGACGAUGUGGCGAAAGUGCUAGAAGCUGAAAUCAAAAACCACAAUGGCCUCGCUGGGAGUUUGGAGGGCUACAACCUGGUGCGCCCGUAUAUCUGCGAAAUGGUCAGCGAAGACGUCAAUCACCGCCAGCUUCGCCGCAUCCCCGCCAGGAUUGCUCCAUAUCUCCAGGGGCUUAUGCAGAACGCAGAUGCGCCUCAGGCAGUUGCUGCAGCCGUGGAGAAAUUUUAUGUUGAAGAAGAUCAUCGCAAAUACGGCGUACCCGAGAAAGAGGACGACGGCGAGGUGGAAAUCGUGAACGCCGACUUUUCGCUUGCCUAUGGUGGUAUGCUCUUAUUGUCUCACACCAACCUUCGACUGCUCAAGGGACAUCGCUAUGGUCUGUGCGGCAGGAACGGUGCGGGCAAGUCGACCCUGAUGAAGAGCAUUGCCGCGGGAAAGCUCGAAGGUUUUCCUCCCCAGGACGUCCUGCGGACCUGCUAUGUCGAGCACAACCAGGGCGAAGAUGCUGAUAUCAGCAUCCUUGAGUUCGUUUCGAAGGACCCCGUCAUCGCCAAGGAAGGGAAGGAAAGGAUAUCUGCCGUCCUGGAAGAGUUUGGCUUCACCUCUGGCCCUGAGGGACGGCAGUCGCAAAAGGUUGGCUCCCUGUCGGGUGGCUGGAAGAUGAAGCUGGCUUUGGCCCGCGCGAUGCUGCAGAGGGCCGAUGUCUUGCUGCUGGACGAACCUACCAACCAUCUCGACGUGGCAAACAUCAAGUGGCUCGAAAACUACCUCAAGACGCACACCGAGAUCACCAGCUUGAUCGUGUCGCACGACUCUGGGUUUCUUGACGAGGUUACCACCGACAUUUACCACUACGAGCCCAACAAGAAGCUAGGGCACUACAAGGGGAACCUUGCUGCCUUUGUCAAGGUCCGCCCGGAGGCCAAGAGCUACUACACGCUCUCUGCAUCCAACGUGCAGUUCAAGUUCCCGCCGCCGGGGAUCCUCACGGGCGUCAAGUCGCAGACACGAGCCAUUAUCCGGAUGACCAACGUCUCCUACACAUAUCCCAACGCGCCGAAGCCCUCGUUGAGCGACGUUUCGUGCCAACUCUCCCUCUCGUCGCGCGUGGCCAUCAUCGGCCCCAACGGCGCUGGCAAGUCUACCCUUAUCAAGCUUCUGACUGGCGAAGUCAUCCCGACGGCCGGCAAGGUGGAGAAACACCCCAAUCUCCGAAUCGGCUACAUCAAGCAGCACGCGCUCGAGCACGUCGAGAUGCACCUGGAAAAGACGCCAAAUCAGUACCUACAGUGGCGGUAUGCCCACGGCGACGACCGUGAAGUCCACAUGAAGCAGACGCGCAUCCUGUCGGACAGGGAUCGGGAGCAGAUGGACAAGUUCAUCGACGUUGGCGACGGCAAGGGCAAACGCCAGAUUGAAGCGCUCGUCGGCCGACAAAAGUACAAGAAGACGUUCCAAUACGAGGUCAAAUGGCGCGGCUUCCUCCCAAAGCACAACACGCAAAUGUCUCGCGAAACCCUCCUAGACCUAGGCUUUGCCAAGCUGGUGCAGGAAUUCGACGACCACGAGGCGUCGCGCGAAGGGCUGGGCUACCGCGAGCUGCAGCCGUCGGUCAUAUCCAAGCACUUUGAGGAUUUGGGCCUCGACCCGGAAAUCGCCAACCACAACGAGAUCGGCUCGCUCUCCGGCGGACAAAAGGUCAAGGUUGUCAUCGCCGGCGCUAUGUGGAAUAACCCCCACCUGCUAGUCCUCGACGAGCCGACCAACUUCUUGGAUCGUGACUCGUUAGGAGGGUUGGCAGUUGCCAUCCGGGAUUUCAAGGGCGGCGUUGUCAUGAUCUCGCAUAAUGAGGAGUUUGUCGGCGCGUUGGCGACUGAGCAGUGGCAUGUCAAUGACGGGCGGGUUACGCAUAAGGGAAGUUCUGCGGUGGCGCUGGACAGGUUUGAGGAUGCGAGUAAACCGGCUAGUGCUGUGACCAGUGGGUUGAACACGCCCGUGUUGAGUGGCCAGGGGAGUGCGGUUAGUAGUGCCGUGAACAGUGGCGCGGAGGAUAAUGGUGUCUCAGGGGAGAGCAUGGCGUUUAAGACGAAGAAGAAGAAGAAGAUGACGAAGAGGGAGUUGAAAGAGAGGGAGGUGAGGAGGAGAUUGAGGCAUAUUGAGUGGUUGAAUAGUCCCAAGGGGACGCCCAGGCCACCGGAUACGGAUGAUGAAGCUGAGUGA
Canariomyces notabilis is the source of this 3348-nucleotide messenger RNA. RefSeq lists its product as uncharacterized. The record is from RefSeq and is a predicted model, not a curated record. The transcript is spliced from 2 exons. NCBI's taxonomy places the organism in Eukaryota, Fungi, Ascomycota, Sordariomycetes, Sordariales, Chaetomiaceae. Gene Ontology annotation, molecular function: ATP hydrolysis activity; ATP binding. The coding region runs from base 1 to 3348 and encodes 1115 amino acids.